Trypanosoma rangeli is the source of this 573-nucleotide messenger RNA. RefSeq lists its product as uncharacterized. The transcript has a single exon. The annotation marks the transcript as partial. Lineage: Eukaryota; Euglenozoa; Kinetoplastea; Trypanosomatida; Trypanosomatidae. The record is from RefSeq and is a predicted model, not a curated record.
AUGCUUACAAACAGCAUUUCCACUCAGAGAAAUAAGGACAUCAGUCAACCCACAGAGCGGCAAACGCAGCUCGGCACACCUCAUCCUCCGGGGGCCACGCGGCGCUACUUUGCCAACGCAUUCCGCAUUGUGCGGGAUCUGAAUCCUCGCGGUUGCGUGUGCCCGACGCCCCGUUCGGGCACGGCGGCCCAGGCCAGCCGCGCGCAUGGGCCCCACCCGUCUUGCACGAGAGGAGGAAGUAGCGCUGGCUCUCUUCUGAGCGGGGGGGGGAGGGGGGUAGGGUUCGCGCGGGUGCGGGCGGGGACCGGAGCCGGAGACUGUGCGCCGUUGCCGGCCCUUCCGCCGCCGGGGCCUGCCCGCGCACGAGCACACCACCGGGCCAAGGAAGAAAGGCAAAUCCCGAAGCGAAGGGCGGGGCCCCCUAUUGUGGUGCGCUGGCCGGCGGUGCGGGGGCCGCCUCCUGUUGCGCGGCACAAGCGCGAGGGACGGCAGGCGGACGCUGCGCCCAAACGCGGUGACGAAACGCUCUUGCGGAGCCAAACUUGGGCCGCAAAAAGAGGCGGACCAGACCCU